CGCGAGUCCCGCAUUGUUUGGCUCAGCUCCGCUGUGCGUGGACGUGAAACCCCACCCAAUGAGGAAGAACCCUCACCCCGCGAGCAGCAGCAGCAGCAGACCCGCACCGAGCUCGAGCCGCACCAUGAUCGCGCUGUUCAACAAGCUGCUGGACUGGUUCAAGGCGCUCUUCUGGAAGGAGGAGAUGGAGCUGACACUCGUCGGCCUGCAGUACUCGGGGAAAACCACCUUCGUCAACGUGAUCGCGUCGGGUCAGUUCAGCGAGGACAUGAUUCCUACGGUUGGUUUCAACAUGCGUAAGAUCACCAAGGGAAACGUCACCAUCAAGUUGUGGGACAUCGGCGGUCAGCCGCGCUUCAGGAGCAUGUGGGAGCGAUACUGCCGCGGCGUCAGCGCUAUCGUGUACAUGGUUGAUGGGGCCGAUCCGGAGAAGAUUGAGGCGUCCAAGAACGAGCUGCACAACCUGUUAGACAAACCCCAGCUGCAGGGAAUCCCAGUUCUGGUUUUGGGCAAUAAGCGAGAUCUUCCCGGAGCUCUGGAUGAGAAGGAGCUAAUCGAGAGAAUGAACCUGUCGGCCAUCCAGGACAGAGAGAUCUGCUGUUACUCCAUCUCUUGCAAGGAGCAGGACAACAUCGACAUCACACUACAGUGGCUGAUCCAGCACUCGAGGACCCGGCGGAGCUGAGGAGGCGGAGCCAGCGUCUGAUUGGAGGAACCGCAUCAUGUGAUCAACUGCAUUUUAGACGCUUUUGAUUUCGUUCUAAACAAACAAGCAUCCGCCCCUCCCUGUGUUCUUAUAAACUAAUCCACAUCAUUUACAUCGUUUGAACGUUGAUUUUUACUUUCACUUGAAUGUGCUUUUUUUUAUACGGUUCGUCAUGAACAAGUCACGUGACGUGCUUCGGUCGCGCGUGUCGUUCUGCGUGUUUGCUCGGAGCCGUGAUCGAACCUCGACUCGACGCCCACAGUAUCUGUCCGAACCAGCGCUCGAUGGUCGUGUGACUUUGGGCGUUCGCGCUGCCAUCUUGUUUUAACGUUCCAACGUUGUGAGAACAUUCCACAUGCUCUCUGAUCGUUCACUGGGAGAAUUCGUUGAUGUACACUAUUGUUUUGCGGAUUUGUUUUUUUUUGUAUUAUUAGCCUGUUAGCUGGACCUAGUGCUGGUGUCGUUUCUACGAACGUGACAUCAUCUUGUGUGCAUCAGGGUCCCUUGGUUUGCGUUAUUACUGUAGCAUUACCACAUCUUUUUAUCUGAAAGCACAUGAAUCAUUUUGAAGAGUUAAACAUGUCCAAAUGAAGGUUUUGUACGUUUCUUUUGAGUCGCCGUGUCUACAGCGUUGUAUCGUUGAAGUGGGUGGGUUGUAAUGGCAACGGUUCCAAUCGCGUAUUUUUUUUUUUCUUUUUUCUUUUAGGAAUGUCAGUCUGCGAGUGCGUGCAGAGCAACAUCAGUGUUUUAUUUGAUGCUUAACGGGACACAAUGACAAAUGUUGAUCUGUCUCUGUUGGACCUGCAGAUCGUCGGGCUACUUAAAACAGCGGAGAUUCGGCAAAUGUUGCAUGAUUCUCCUGCUUAAGUCCAGUGUUGUUUCUGAACACUGUUGGGAGAGAUGAAAAUCUUGUUAUUUUUUUGUUUUUUUUAUUAUUGUGAUUAUUUUUUUUUCAUAUGUUUUGUGUUUCAUUUUUGUCACACGUGGAUGUUUUUGGCCUAAAUCAUAACGGUUUAUAAACGCAUUGGUAGAUUAUACAUAUGUAAAUUGACACAUUUCAGUUGUUUUUGGCAUGUCUUUUCACAGUGUUUUUCAACUGGAUUAUGUAAAUAGCAACUUAAACCAAAUGAGAUCUCCCUCCUAAGCGUUACGGUGUUUGUCUUAGUGUGAUUAGCGUCCUAUGAUAAUAAUAAUAAUGAUAAUAAUAAUAAUAAAGAAGACCCCGCUCAUAUCACAGCAAUCUGAAUGAAUGGAUUGUGUGUGUGUGUGUGUGUGUGUGUGUGUGUGUGCGUGCGAAAGUGAGUGAUGGUGUUUGUAUGCACAGAUACCUUGGUAAGACGACUAGAACAAUAUUUACGAUAUAAAUGCCUAAGGUUUACUUUUACGCAACUGUUAAUCACUUUAUAUUCAUCCUGUUCAUUCACUAAUGUUUGAUUGUCAUGAGAUCAUAGUCUACACAAGAGUGAACGACGCAAUGCGACAAACUGGUGGUAAUCAACACUGCUGCACUGGUUAAGAAGACAUGAUACAGUCAACAAUUGAUGUUACAAAGUUUGUGUUACGACACUGGUUACAAUGGUAACCAUAGCUACAAAAGAUGUUUUUGCUACAAUACAACUGUCGUUGGAAAGUGACGCAAACAGCUGUGUUGACAAUAGCAGUUAUUUACGAAGUUGACUUUCAGUUAUGUAACAAUGUUGUGAACUUGCAACAUAGACAGACUUAGUAUAAUGACGCAGAGUGUAACAAAGUUGAUUUCUGACUAAGUCAUUUGCGAAGUCAACCUAAUUUACAUUCAUGAUUCACGGCAAAGUGAAUCAUCAAAAAAAAUAUAUAUAUUUGUGUAAGAUCAAGCUUGUAAAUGCCUUGUUGAAGUUGAAGAUUUAGUCAGUCUGUCAGUCUGUCAGUCUGAUGAAGUUGAAUUUGUUGGUAUUAACACCAUUUACAAAGUCAUACUUAUGUUCGUAAUUGACUUUGUUAGCAGUUGAAUUACACAACUUUAUUAUGUGACUUUGUUAGGUUCGGUAAUGGCUUUGUCAAAGUCAGCUUCGUUACCCUCACAUAUUAAGGUCAUUCUAGUAGCGUACAACUUAGUUGUUUAACAUCGAGUUUGAUAAAUUAUUUGAAAAAGUCAUUAAGAAGUCAAUCUAAUCAAGGCAACUUUGUUGAUUAUAAUGACAUUAUUUUAAGAAGUUAUACCAGAUGAGUAAUUUUCAUAAUAAACUUUGUUGGCAAACUGUUAUGUGACUUUGUAAGGAUCAUAAAUUACUCUUAUGAAGUCAUCUUCAGCUUUUUUAAUGAAUUGUACAGUGUGGAGAACUUUAUUGAUUGUCGAUCUAAUUGACACUUUGUCGUGUUGCGUUGAUUUAACGCUGAUCGCAGAACGUCUUUGUUUCUGCUGCUCGUUGAAGCUCAUGUUUACUCCUGUCGUCAGUUCAUCAUGGACAAGAGCUCAUCCGCGCUCUUAUCGGUUUCUGUAUGUGUGUUGAUUUAAUUAUUUUUUGUCUAAUUACAUGUGGCCAUAAUGUUUGUUUUGAUGUUUUAAUGGUUAGUAGCAGUGUCGCGCCCUUAUGUUUGUUGGGGAGUCAUGUGAUCCUCCCCCCCUGCAUGACUUCAUUAUGGGAUUGAGCUGGUUGCCAUAGUUACUGUAUAAUCAGCGUGUGAUAGGACCGAGCUCGAUGAUGCCCCCCCCCCCCCACACCCCUUUAUAUGGACUAUAUAAAGUAAGUUUUUAAAGCAGUCACAUAACAGGCGUUCCUGUACCAGACUCCAUCAGUUGAGAUGUUCACUUGGGAUCUUUCUAUUCUCUCGUACUCGCGGUGAUAACUGUACAUGUUGUUCUUGUUAUUUACAGAUUAUUUAAAAAUGAAAUUAAAUGAUUCCCCUCUCAGAA
Carassius gibelio (silver crucian carp) is the source of this 3599-nucleotide messenger RNA. It is a transcript of the gene arl8a, whose product is annotated as ADP-ribosylation factor-like 8A. The transcript is spliced from 7 exons. The record is from RefSeq and is a predicted model, not a curated record. Gene Ontology annotation, cellular component: lysosomal membrane. Gene Ontology annotation, molecular function: GTP binding; GTPase activity. Bases 59 to 685 code for a protein of 208 amino acids. NCBI's taxonomy places the organism in Eukaryota, Metazoa, Chordata, Actinopteri, Cypriniformes, Cyprinidae. Gene Ontology annotation, biological process: protein transport; anterograde axonal transport.